Messenger RNA from Syzygium oleosum, 2893 nucleotides. Its product is annotated as cation/H(+) antiporter 24-like. The transcript is spliced from 3 exons. Gene Ontology annotation, molecular function: antiporter activity. Gene Ontology annotation, cellular component: endomembrane system; membrane. NCBI's taxonomy places the organism in Eukaryota, Viridiplantae, Streptophyta, Magnoliopsida, Myrtales, Myrtaceae. The coding region runs from base 150 to 2570 and encodes 806 amino acids. The record is from RefSeq and is a predicted model, not a curated record. Gene Ontology annotation, biological process: proton transmembrane transport; regulation of pH.
AAUAGAGAGCGGAGUGAGGGCUCCUAUGGCAUGAAUCUGCAUCUUGAACAAAUUUCGGCCGCGAUAUAACUCUCGGCGCCUUGGAUGUCCGGCGGUUGCUCCUCGGCUGCUCGUUCUUAUCAUGGUCUUAAGCCAGAAAAUUGGGCAGCAUGCGGACUCUGAAGGUGCUCAUGCCUCCCCCUGCCAUGAACAUUGCCCAUGUAAGUCGGGCUGUCCAUGUCCCGCCGCCCAGCCAUGGCGAUUCGGGUUUCCUGAUCAAGUGCGUCAAGACGACCAGCGACGAUCUCUUCGGCAUCUCCUUUGACGACACCGCCGAGAAUAACUUAUUCUCUCAUGUGCUGUUAGAAGUGUCGUUCGUCAUCGUGGUCACUCGGAUUAUCCGAUUUCUCCUCAAGCCUCUUCGUCAGCCUAGAAUUGUCUCGGAGAUCCUCGGUGGAGUGCUCGUCGGACCCUCCAUUCUGAGCCACAUUCCCAAGUUCGUAAAAUAUGUGUAUCCAGGUAGCGCCAAUUUCGUGGUGCGGAACGUUGGCGUAAUCGGUUUCAUGUAUUUCCUAUUCAUGGCGGGUGUGAGAACUGAUAUGUCCAUGGUGAGGAGGUCGGCGAAGAAACAUGUGUACCUAGCAUUGACAGGCGUGUUCAUUCCCUCGUUCGUAGUGAUAGUAGUUGGUCUGAUCAUGCGACGGUCCAUGAAUGACGCUUAUGGAAAUUCGUCUUCCAUUGCGGUUCUUGGUUCGUCCACGGCUGUAACGUCAUUCCCCGUUCUGUAUCCCAUCCUCAAGGAACUGAAUCUUCUGAAUUCUGAGGUUGGACGCCUGGCCUUAUCGUCGGCAAUAGUCGGGGAUAUGAUAGGAAUCGUCGUUGUCAUUCUAUUCGAAGCAGCAAUCCAAGCGAAAACCGGUUCCAUCAAAGGCUUGUGGUGCUUGGCUACAGUGGUGGUAACGAUGGCCAUCAUGUUUCUCUGCAUUAGGCCUGCAGCUUCUUGGAUCAUUCGAAAUACCCCAGAAGGCAAGCCCGUCGACCAACCUUACAUCAUAGUGAUCCUUGUUGGGGUAUUGGUCACGGGGUUCCUGACCGACUUCUUAGGCGUGGGCAUCGCUAACGGGCCUCUGUGGCUGGGGUUGAUGAUUCCUGAUGGCCCCCCGCUCGGGACAACUUUGGUGGAGAGGAGCGACACUAUAAUCAUGGAGCUUCUUAUGCCGUUUUCCUUCAUGUACAUCGGCCAGUCCACGGAUUUGGCUGCGAUGGGGAAGGCGUGGUCGAACCUGAAACCAAUAUUGGCCAUUGUUGCAAUUGGGCACUUUACUAAAGUGGUGUCGAGUCUUUUGGCCGGUCUCUUAAUCGACAUGCCCGUCGCGGAUGGUCUUGCCCUUGGCCUCAUCAUGACUCUGAGGGGUCAGGUUGAUGUCUUGUUGUUUGCUCAUUGGUCGGAAAAAGAGGUCAUACAACCUCAGGUGUACACGAUGAUGGUGAUGCUUUCAGCGGUGGUCAGUGCAAUAUCCACACCGCUGAUCGGCAUUCUGUACGAUCCCAAAAAGCCUUACAUGGUGAACCGAAGGCGAACCAUCCAACACACUCCUCCUUCCACAGAAUUCGGCGUAGUGCUUAAAAUCCACGACGAAGAAGAUAUAGCCAGGUUCAUCAACUUCAUAGAAGUCUCCAAUCCCACUGUGAGCACUCCGAUCUCAAUCUAUGGUCUGCACCUCAUGCAGUUGGUCGGUCGCGGGUACCCUAGGCUCUUCGACCACAAAAAGCUGGAGCAGUAUUCUAAGUACGCCAUCUACGAGACCAUCCACCAAGCCAUGAAACUCUACCAGGAAAGCAAGAGCGAGUGCAUCAGCUACCACGCCUACACGGCCAUGUCCCCGAAGCAAACCAUGUUUCGAGAUAUAUGUGAGCUCGCCCUCAUUAACAAGGCUACUUUGAUCCUCCUCCCAUACCACAAAAAUCUCCCCCGGAACCAUCAUAGAACUGUGCUUGUGAGCAACGUGUUGGAUAACGCACCGUGCUCCGUGGGCAUUCUCUUGGACAAGGGCCAUUUUAGAAGCAACUCGAUGCCGAUGGGCGACCUUUCUGCCUUCCGAGCACAGUCCCACCAAUUAGUCCUCCUAUUUUUAGGAGGCGCGGAUGCUCGAGAAGCGCUUUAUUACGCAGAUCGGAUGGUGGGGAACCUGAACGUGCGUCUCACCGUGAUCCGAUUCCUUGCCCACGACGGGCUCGGGGAUGACGAGAUGGAAAAGAAGCUGGACGACGGGGUGGUGACCUGGUUUUGGAUGAAGAAUGAGGUGAACAGGAGGGUACAUUACAGGGAGGUGGAGGUGAGGAACGGCGAAGAAACGGUGGCCACUGUCCACGCGAUGAACGACAACACGUUCGAUCUCUGGAUCGUGGGGAGGAAGCAGGGCAUAAACCCGGUGCUGCUGCAAGGGUUGACGGACUGGAGCGACAACAACGACCUGGGAGUGAUAGGAGACUUAGUGUCGUCCAUGGAUUGCAAUGCGGCAGCUUCGGUGCUAGUGGUCCAACAACAAGUUCUGAGGGAGCAAAAGCAUUGGCUCCGGCGUUUCGGGUGACACAACAGAACCUUAGGAACAGAUGGUCUGUAGAGUCUUAGUUUGUUCAGGAUGAUUAUUAGGAAAAGCAUCCAAGCGGAAGAAGCAUGAAUGAUGAUGAUGCCUUCUUCUGUGGAAGAGAUGUCGCUCGAUACGAUCAUUGUCUGAAGUGCUGAAAUCGCAGUUCCAUGUUGGAUGCUCCAUGCAUUUUCAUAGAGUGAGAUAUAAGACAGUGCUUUUGCAACCUCUGUCCGGGACUGUCGUGGCCUAAUGAAACAUAGUAUCUUCUGUUCAAAUGCACGCCAGUGCAUCAUCAAUUGGAAGAACACAGAGCAUUGCAUCGA